CACAAACACUUGGUGUUUCAUUAAUUCUCUCAUCGUCUCGACGAUAUCGAGAUGUCUGGUGUGUGGGUGUUCAAGAACGGUGUGGUUCGCCUGGUUGAAAACCUGGCGGUGGAGUCUCUGGACGGAAGUAGUCGACAAGCGUCGACCACCAGGCGCAAGGUUUUGGUUCACACGCCAACUAACGAGGUAAUGACGUCUUAUGCAGUUCUUGAGCAGAAGCUGUUGGAGCUGGGAUGGGAGAGGUAUUACGAUGACCCAGACCUGUUCCAGUUCCACAAGCCAUCCACGAUUCACCUCAUUUCUCUCCCCAGGGAUUUCAGCAGAUUCAGGUCGAUGCACAUGUAUGACAUUGUUGUCAAGAAUCGUAACAGAUUCGAAGUUAGAGAUGUUAUGUAAUGUCACCCGUCGUCGAUUGGACCUGCUUUGUGCGCUGCCCUUGCGUUUGGUUAUGUGUAUGUUUUGUUGUGUCUCCAACUCCAUCCACCAUCUUAUUACUAUGCUUAUUUAGAUCGCUCAUGCUGGUCUCAUCUUUCAUAUGUGUUUGUCCUUUGUUUCGUUUACUAGUCUUUCUCUUUUGCGGGUGGUAUCUCUCUCCUAUAUUACGUACUGUGAAAUAAACAACACAGGGUUUGAGUUGAGUACUGUUUGGUCUGCUGUUUUUGUGCACCUUGAUAGUUUGGUUCAGCAAUAAAAUAUGGGUUUGAUUUGGUUU
Nelumbo nucifera (sacred lotus) is the source of this 712-nucleotide messenger RNA. Its product is annotated as flowering-promoting factor 1-like protein 1. The record is from RefSeq and is a predicted model, not a curated record. Gene Ontology annotation, biological process: regulation of flower development. Lineage: Eukaryota; Viridiplantae; Streptophyta; Magnoliopsida; Proteales; Nelumbonaceae.